Molecule: messenger RNA, 582 nt
Organism: Nannospalax galili (Upper Galilee mountains blind mole rat)
Lineage: Eukaryota; Metazoa; Chordata; Mammalia; Rodentia; Spalacidae
Product: olfactory receptor 9Q1-like
Exons: 1
Biological process (GO): G protein-coupled receptor signaling pathway; sensory perception of smell
Cellular component (GO): membrane
Molecular function (GO): odorant binding; G protein-coupled receptor activity; olfactory receptor activity
Source: RefSeq, a predicted model, not a curated record
AUGGCAAAGACGAACCUCACCUUGGUGACAGAGUUCCUCCUCAUUGCUUUCACUGAAUACCCUGAAUUGGCAGUCCCUCUCUUCCACCUGUUUUUAUUUAUUUAUCUCACCACUUUGUUGGGGAACUUGGGCAUGAUCACUCUGAUCCGCAUGGAUCGCCGGCUCCACACCCCUAUGUACUUCCUUCUAAGCCACCUCUCCUUCAUGGACAUCUGCCACUCAUCUGUCACUGUCCCUCAGACAAUGGCCAUGUUGUUGGAGCACGGAGCAACUUUAUCCUAUACACGCUGCGUUGCUCAGUUCUUUCUGUUUACUUUCUUUGGUUCCAUUGACUGCUACCUUCUGGCCCUCAUGGCCUAUGACCGCUAUGUUGCCGUGUGCCAACCACUGCUUUACGUCACCAUCAUGACGCAGAGGGCACGUCUAGGUUUUGUGACUGGGGCUUACAUCGCUGGCCUCCUCAGUGCCUUGGUGCGGACAGUCACAGCAUUCACUCUCACCUUUUGUGGAAACAAUGAAAUCGACUUCAUUUUCUGCGACCUCCCCCCUCUGCUAAAGCUGACCUGUGGGGACAGCUACACC